AGACAUAAGAAGAAGUUAGUUGGCUUUGUGCUGGGUUCAGUGCCUUUUUCAGCAAAUAUCAAGAAUUCAGUCAGAAACCAGGAAAUAAGAGGAAAAUAUCCAGAUUUUAUUGAAUAUGGUGCAUUCAGACUGAGACAUAACGGGGCUAUUCCUGAUGUUUUCUUUGGAGGAAGUUAAAGCUCCUUACACACCAAAUGGAAGCAGAAAUCCUGGUUCUCUGAAGUGAAGCUGCAAGUCUCCUUGACUUCAUGUGUUGUGGGUGGCCACUUGAGAUUUUCUUUUUUGGAUGUUUCGUGUGCUUUGCCACACUCUAAUAGUUUGUGCAAGGGCAGGAAUUCUUCAACAAAACAGGCAGCACUGAUUCAUCAUGGAAAUUUAUCUGCUAGGACAAAACAUCUUUUUGGAUAGCACGUCAGAUCAGGGUGGAAUUUGAGAGCUGCUUUGCCCAGUCUCCGACAAUUAGGCAUCUGCGUGGCUUAGAUGAGAUCCAGACCCAAGUUCCUGCCAUCCAGCCUCUCUAAGCAAAGCUGCUGAGUUUGCUUCCCUUCAAUCUCCCCUUGGUGCUGUUUGACUUUGUGUAAAUAAGAAUUCACUGCCUACAGUGCAGAGGGCAUCUGUCUGCUCUGAAUCAGAGCUGAAUUCUAGUGCCUGCUCCCUGCCCACUGGCCACAAAGCCGCCGGCUGUUCUGCUUUCCCUCUUGUGCUUUCGAAGAAUGCUGAUAGGACUCUGCUUCAUAUCCCAGCAAGAAGGACAACAGACUUUGCAAUGCUGACAUUUUAUCACUCUAAGGAAGCCUUGUUUUCUUACCAGUGUGGCCGAGAGGUUUGCUCAAAAAGAGGCAUUGGUAAGUGCCAUUGCUUCUCUGCCAGCUCUGCUUCAGCCUUGUGCUGCUCUCAAUUCUCUUUUUUGGGAUAUAAAUGCCUGGGUGUUACUAGAUCCCAGCUGAACUGCACAACCCCUACUGCGCACCCCUUGUUCCCCUGUUACCUUUCCAAAAGAGCUAGAAGUGUUCAGCCAAGCACUAAUUGAGCCUGAGCUAUGGCAGCGAGCGUUAUGUGCUGGUGAACAAGGAUCAACGAGCUGUGGCCUUGCUGAAUGUGAGCCCCAGCCCUUGUUUCAUCCCUCACCCUCUUAAGAGCUAUGGACUGUGGCACCUUAAUUCAUUUUUUUUUCCUCCCCUCAGACAGAUGCUUUCAAGAUUUUGGAACAUGUUUCAUUAAUUUAAAUGGCAUGUACUCUUCUUUCCUUCCAAUGGGAUGUGAUGGUCACAGCGGCUUGUCUUUGGGCUUCACAUCUUGAAGACCUGGUAGCAAUCUUUUGUUAUCUAAAGGGAGGUGUAAGAAAGAAAGGGGACAGACUCUUAAGCAGCCUGUUGUGAGGGGAAACAAGAGGAAACGGAUGUAAGGAAGAAACUUUUUACAGUAAGGGUGGUGAAGCACUGACACAGGUUGCCCAGAGAGGUGAUGGAUGUCCCAUCCCUGGAGACACCCAAGUUCAGGCUGGAUCAGGCUCUGAGCACCUGAUCAAGAUGUAGGUGUCCCUGGUCAUUGCAGGGAGCUGAAUUAGAUGACCUUUAAGGGUCCCUUCCAACACAAUUCUAUGAUUCUAUGAAGAAAUGGAUUCUCAUUGGGAUUGAAGUGGAAACGGCCCACGCUGGCCAUCCUACAGGAUGGCAUUCUGCAGCGUCUCAGAGCUCCGUCUGGAUGAGCUUUCAAUUACCUACAUGAUGGGAUUCCUCUUCCAUCCCUUGGCAAGUUGUUCUGUGCUCUAAAAUAAGCUUCACAAGCACAGCCGUUCCACACAGCGUGAAGCCUUCCUGUUGUGAGGAUCCAUUAUGUGUGCAGCAUAAUAAAGUGCGAUGGAUGUGGGGAGCAGCAGCAGCAGCCUUUCUUUCUGAUGGCCAGCUUCUGCAGAGAAACAGAAGUGCCCUGAACUCUGUCUUUGGGACCCAAGGGACUUAACAUCUUAGUUAUGAUACAGGCCUGCUUAACAUUCAGCAGCCUGCACAGGCUGCAGGCAUUCAUCCUGGCGAAGUGGCAAAGUAGCUUAAGAAGUUCUUAGGAUAUCUCAUUCAGGCCUUCAGGGUGGAAGGGAAAUCCUGUUAAUAUGCCCCUUUGGUGUUUUUUUUUGUUUGUUUUUUUUUUAGUGUUUUUCUUUCUCUUUUACUUCCCCUGUCAGCUCUGCAAAGGCAUCUUUGAACUUACAUGUGCAGCCAGAUUUAUUUUCUCAGCAUGAUCCGGACACAUUUUGGCUGCACAUUGCAGUAUGCCUCAGUGGUUAGAAAUCAGCAGCAGACAGAAUGUAGCACUGGGAAGCCGUGUUGGCUUGAUGUCUUUUGCACUAGAUGUUUUCUUUCUUCUUUUGUGACUGAAGAAAUAGCCCUUUCUAUUAAGAAAAGAGAUGCUUCACCAUUAUGGAGAAAUCAGACAGCAAGCCUGGAUAUGAGCGAGCACAGGGGCUAGGUGCCUUUCAUCUAUUUCCUCUCUCCCUAUUUAUAGAACAUGGGUGAAGCGAUUGGGAUCUGUGUCCUUGUUUUGUAGUGUCUCUGCCUGGCUAGUAAUACAGAGUUUGCACAGCUGAACCAAAGUCAGGUUUUGAUUCCGAUAGGAGCUUGCAACACUGUUGAGAAAGGAGUGGGCUUGGUGCUCCCUGAAGUCUGAAAGCACUUUUAAUUGCAUGCUGUCUUUGCUAUAGCAACUAAAAAUAUGUUUAUUGACAGUGUUGCUUUUGUUAUAUUCUUGGAGAGCAUUCCCUGAUGGCCCCAUCCAGUGUUAACUCUUGGGACACAUGCUACUAGCGAGGCUUGCUGCGUGAUUGCUGUCUCUGAGGGAAUAAUGUUUGUACAGUCAUUAAUGAGGGACAAUUACAGGUAAGACGUGAGCUGACUACAUGGGGUUUGAACCCUUUGGGUGGGUGCUUAGGAGAUGAGCUAACUGCUAUUGGGACUGAAACUUUACAAUGCCUUUUUUAGUUUUAAAAAGAAGGUGCUGGCUUUGAAGUCAGCUUGACAUUGUUGCUUUCAGCAUGGAUCUUCUGGUCUCCUGCACCUUGAAAUCAGAGCAGAAAGGGGCUGGCUUCCUCUUUAUCUUUCUCUCCUAAAUAAAAACACACUGCUACUUUCUGAGCCAGCAAAGUUCAGGUUUUUUUUUUUUUUCUUUUCUCAAAAUAGCAAAUGAUCCGGCAGGGAUUUUGUUUGGACCAUGCUAUGGGAAUUCCAUGAUCUGGGGCUCGAGGUGAUUUUGUUCUGUGUCUGCUUUAGGACAGUGUUUUACUUCUGCUGGAUUUUGGUUUGCAGGGACAUGAUUCAUGAGUGAAUUUGGCCCCUUUCCCAGUGCAAACUCAGCAUAUUAUAAAUAAAUAAAUAACCUGCAAGUAUCGAGAAGCCUGGCCAUAAAUAUUUCAGCAGAAAGCAAUAUCCACCCCCACCUACUUUCAUCUGGCUCUGCCACAGGUGCUUGGUUCAGCGAUUGCAAGUCAUAAUGCUGUGUUUCCAUCAUGAUCCAUUUCAAAGGUCUGCAGUAGACGUGGGCCCAUGUAUGUGCCACCUCUCAGUGCGUGUUUGGGAAGACAUGGUGUUCCAGCAUGGCUUUCCAGUAUCCCUAGAUGCACUGUCAGCACUGACUGUCAGAUUCAUCACCAGAAGGUUCAUUGGAGACUAUGACCCAACACUAGAAAUGAUUUACAGACAUGUGGCUGUCAUUGACGGGGAGAUGGUGCACUUUGAGAUCCUUGAUACAGCAGGACAGGAGGAAGAUUCCCUGCAGAUAGAGGAGAAGAUCAAGUGGGGCGAUGGCUUUGCAGUGGUCUACUCGGUGACAGACAGGUGCAGCUUUGACGAGGUGAUGCGGUUGUGUUUCCUCAUCAACCACAUCCACUCCAGCCCUAAGCGGAGCGGCGGGAGCGAGCAGCCGCCUGUGGUCAUCGUGGCCAACAAGAAGGACUUGCAGUUUGACAGAAUGGUGUCCACGCAAGAGGGUGAAAAUCUUUCCAAAGCUUUGAAGCUUCCUUUCUAUGAGAUUUCUACUCGGGACAGCUAUGAGGAGACUGUGGCAGUGUUCAAUACCCUCUACCAAGAGCUCAUGAGGCAGGGGCAUUUUUCCCCAGGCUCCUUCAAGAGGAGGACAGUGUCGAAAGUGAUGGAGAAGAUCCCCAAGAUGCAAGCCAGCUCCACCUUGAACUCAGCAGGCCGGAGUCUCAGCUUUAACUCUUUUAGGGACUACAUCCCUGAGUGAGCAUCCCUGGUGCAGAGGAACAGGACUGAAGGAUGGGUCCUCCCGCUGCUGAGGCACCUGUUGUGUAGUGAGGAGCUGCUUUACUUGGGGUUGAAGAGCAGUAUGUAGAGCAGGAGGGGAAUGUUAAGAGGUUGCAUUAGUGUUCAGCAACCUCUGAAAGCCUGGUCACUACAAACAGGCUUUGGGUCUGCAGGAAGGAUGCUCUUCCUCUGUCCCACCCAUCCUCCUCCUGCUUGAUGUCAGUAACAAAGGUUGUUCCUAUUGACUUCAGAUGUGUUGUGUCAAUGCUUGCAGGUCCCAAUUGGCUGCACUGGGGAUCAGAUCCAGCACCCACACCUCCCUAUGGGAUUUCUGCUUCCCACAGAGAGCUCGCUGGGUCUGUCCCUGUUCCUUCUUCAUGUUCCUGGGCUGGCAGGGAGGGCAUGUUUUAAAGCAGAGAUCUGUUUACAGUAAGAAUAAAAAGUCUGCUAAUCCCUGGCUUUUCUUAAAAGCUAUUUUUUUUAACAUCUGAAGCUCCUUGGCAUUCUCUCCUGUAACAUCACUGUAAAUAAAAGCCUGGGCAAGGGGCUGUUUGCUGAGGCUGCCCUUUGUUUGUCAUCUCCAGAGCUGCCAGCCUUUAAGGGGAAGCAAAUUGGAUGGCAUCACUGCUGUGCCCUGCAACAUUAGGCUUAGGUCACAUUGCUCCAUCCUGGGGUAAUGUCCUUCCUGAUGCAUGCCCUUGCGCUAGAACUCAGCUCAGUGUGUGUCCUGGACACUCCCAGAGUGCAAGCAGUGGGUGUGGAUACAGAGGAGUGCAAAUGAUUCUUAGUCCCUUAUCUGCAUUUUAACUGCUCCAUCCCUUUAGCUGGAUAAGUUGGCGGGGUUUUUAUUUUGCUCAGUUUGGCUUUGUUAUGGGGCAGCAAAGGAGCCAGGCUUGCAUCUUUUUGCUGCUGCAUCAUCAGUGCCGUCGAGUGUCCACUUGCUAAGCUGCUUCUGUGCAAUUUCUCUCAGAUGCAGAGCUCUGCUUUGCCACCCCAGGGGAGUUUUUUGGAAGACAUGUGGCGUGCCACUGGUGUGUCUUCUGAGAAGCAACUGUGCUCCACUGUGCCCUGUGCCAAUAAAAGCUGAGUUAGCACCUGUGUGUGAUGCUCUCUUGCCUGGAUGUUCCCACAGGAGUGGGGAAGAGAUCGUUGUACCAUGCUAAAACAGGUAUAUCACUUUUAGGGAGAGCACGGGUGGGGAAUAAUCCUUUGAAUUGGGGGUUGGUGUCUCCUGUUGCUUUUACUCCACCUUUUUGUGUGCUCCCCCUUUGGUGGUGCAAAAAGGAAGAAGCUGGCAGAGAUGAACACCCAGGAUUCACAGCCUGAGGAUAUAACUCAUGCUCCAUCCCUUUCCUGCCCACAUGGCACCCCUGACCCCUCAUAGCCCCGAAGAUGGGCUGUGGUUGCUGGUGCCUAACCAAGUGCUUCCUCAUCUGUGGUUUAACUCAGCUCUGCCUUCCUCCGUGCUUCCGUUGCAUAUCCAUCCUAUGGGGUGAAAAGGAACCCCAUUGAGGGUCUGAAACAAGAACAGUUUGGGAUAGCUCCUUCUCAACAUCUGAAUUAUCUCCAAAGCAGCAGCAGUGGGAAACACCUCUGGGAACUGUUUGUGGCCAGACACCUGCCUACCUUGAGAACAAAAUUUGGGUCUUAAAGCCUUGGGGGAAGCUGGCUAUGGGGAAUCAAGAACUGGGAUUUUUUCUCAAUCACUGACCCCAAGCAAUGGAGUCUGCAUCCAAACCCAGCCGGGAUGCUGAACACAUGCUUGAGUCUUGCCCUGAGCUUGUGUGCAAAGCCAGGAACAGCAUAAAUCCACAUUUUUCAGUAUGAAUUACUCAAAAUAAGGAACAGGAGAGGGGCAGCUUGUGGAAAGCAGGGACCAGCAUGCAUGUGCUUCCCCUGGGAGCAGAGCACAACAGGGAUCGCUGUCCCGAGCUGACCCCAGUGCAUCACUACGUUGCCAGGAAUCCAGGCAGAGUGUUUGGCCAAAGCCUCAGUGCACUUAGUGCUUGCAAGUCAGUCUCUUCGUGAAGGCCAAGAGGCUGUUUGGCCUGCUAUAAUUAGCAAGAAACCUCAUUUAUUCAACUGCCAGUGGGGGUGCCAGAGGCCAGUGGGGGCUUGUUACGGCUAAUUGCUGAAAGUCUUGAGGGGCUCCUCAUAAGGACCCAAUGAGCUCCUGCUGAAGAUUCUGGUCGGUCUUGGAGGAGUUCCCCCACUUUGGUGCAGUGCUGGGAGGGUGGCCUCUCCAUGGGGUGGUCCUCUCCAUGGGGACCUGAGGGUUGAAGGUGUUCUUGGGAAGAUAGGGCAACCCCAUAGAUCCUAAAUCCAUUUGCAGAGGCUUGGGUACUGGGAAGAAGAAGAAGGUCUCAUGCUUUGCUUGGAGCGUGUUUUGCACACUCUGGAGGCUCAGGGAAGAAGACUUCAAGCCAUAUUAGUGGCAGACUUUAGGGCUGUUUAAUAGCACAAGGGAGAAAACAGGGAUGAAUGGAGCUGGGGUGUCCCAUGCAGAUGCUCUGGGCAAAUUAUCCCAUGCUUUCCUGUUCUGCUGGAAAAUGUCAGCUUUCUGGGGACAAGUGCACCUGGGGCCUGUCAGUCCUUCCAGCCUGAUGUCAGGGCUGGGAUGGGAACCUGAUGGCUGGGCCCCACAGCCAGAAGCUGAAGAGUUUGGGUCUAAUCACCCAGAAGGCAUUUCCAGGGCAGCGAUUCAACUUUGUGAGCGCGUAAGCUGCAAAUCUGCUUACCAGAUUUCUGGGAAGCUUGGAAGAGGAGAAUUAAAUGAAAGUACUCUUUGUAAAUGCUCCUUUCCCUCCCAUUCACCAAAAGCAUCGCCCAAGCUGUCCUGCAGUGCUCCCUUUGUGCUUUCUGAAAUGCCUCCUGAAAAAGCAAGAUGCAACGAUUGGUACAUCUUAUUUAAUUACCCUACAUUGUGCUUGGGUUGAGCGAGGUGUGUUCUGCAUCCCUACUCUGGAUCCUUAUGGUACCUGCUCCUCUUAUUGUGCUCCUCGUGUGAGGAGCUGUGGUCAGAAAGAUGAAGCUGUGCUUACGUGGGUAUGGAAAGGCUGUUUUCUACAGGGGGUCCCAUGGUGGAGAAGCUGCUUUCUUUCCUU
Molecule: messenger RNA, 7357 nt
Organism: Lagopus muta (rock ptarmigan)
Lineage: Eukaryota; Metazoa; Chordata; Aves; Galliformes; Phasianidae
Product: ras-related and estrogen-regulated growth inhibitor-like
Exons: 4
Coding region: 3481-4233 (250 amino acids)
Molecular function (GO): GTP binding; GTPase activity
Source: RefSeq, a predicted model, not a curated record